Molecule: messenger RNA, 6405 nt
Organism: Galendromus occidentalis (western predatory mite)
Lineage: Eukaryota; Metazoa; Arthropoda; Arachnida; Mesostigmata; Phytoseiidae
Gene: Zir
Product: dedicator of cytokinesis
Exons: 15
Coding region: 1-6117 (2038 amino acids)
Biological process (GO): small GTPase-mediated signal transduction; positive regulation of GTPase activity
Molecular function (GO): guanyl-nucleotide exchange factor activity
Source: RefSeq, a predicted model, not a curated record
AUGGCUCAGCGAUCUCAAAGCUAUCGCGUUGAGCUCCGGCGGGGCAGCGGUCCGAACAUCCGGAGGGAGCUGUCAAGGAUCUCGAAUGGAUCUCACAACAGUGUUCCUCCGUCCGAUGUGGUGGAGCCGUUGGACUAUGAAGAAUAUAUCCAACAGAUGAACGAUGUCAUCGAGAGAGAUAAUCUGCUCGACUUGGUUUUAUUCCCCGCGGACGAUAUCGAGGUCGGGGUCGUUUCGCGGAAGACUCGAACCACCGGACCUAUCGUGCCUGACGAGAAAGACUCUGAGUUGGAGCCAUGGGUUCGGGCCUGCGUGGACUCUUUCACCAACAACUGGCUGGUCAUCAACCGCCGUUAUCAGCACUUCAGCUCGGCUCUCGGGGUCCGAGACAGAAAUCUGGAGCGGAGCCUAAUCGUACGGAAUACGACGAAACAGGAAUUUGAGAUCGAUAUCGACAAGACCAAUAUAGCCCAGGACAAUGCGAGCGUCAUCACCGAGGAGGGGGAGAACGAUGUGGAUGUCGACGACGCGUCGAGCAUCGGAGACAGCGCGUCGGUGUGCUCUCGAGAAACACCGCGAGGCAGUUGGGCUUCGUCGGUUUUCGAUUUGCGGAACUCGGCAUCGGACCCUCUUUUGGAGGGGCUUGUUGCUGGCGACCCGCCGAACAUUCCAGCUCAGACCACUCAACUGAACUUGUUGGCACUAUACCAGUCGCCCCCAGAAGAUGAAGCUGUGGACUCCCGAGCGGCGGCUAGCGUUCCAGCCGAGAUGAUGCCUCACAGGGUUCUUGUCCGAUGUCUUCAAUUUAAAGUGGAACCUGAUUUCGAACCAUUAUUCUUGUCCAUGGCUCUGUACGAUGCCAAAGAAAAACGGAAAAUUUCGGAAAACUUCUAUUUUGACCUGAAUUCCGAAUACAUGAAACGGAUGCUGCAAAAUCACGUGCCUUACGCUGAUGUUUCGACGCUGGCUCGGAACUGUAUCUUCAACAUCAGCUCUGAAAAUGCACAGGAUAUUUUCCUCGUUAUACGGGUUGAGAAAGUACUCCAGGGAGAUAUAUAUGAGAGUGCCGAUCCGUACCUGAAAGACGACCGGAAAGCGAAAGAUUCGUUGCGCAGUCAAGCUUCUAUAGUCUGCGAUCGUCUCGGUCGCUACAGACAGCCGCUGGGCUGGACGGCCAUCUAUUUACAGAAUGUUGUCCAGGGAACAACAAGCCUGGAGAAGGAUGGGACUCUGCCGACAGCUAGCGGCUCUACAAUCGGCCGAAGGAGCUCGCUCGAGAGAGGAACCAAGCUCGAUUCCUUCCGUAAAAUCAAAGAAGUCCCGAGCGAGCCUGUGAUUACGACCGGUAGCAAUAUGACACUCGACAAUUUUAGAACGUUGACCAUCGUAGUGAAUCACUUAUUCAGACAGGAAGUGGACAGGGUGAAGGACGAAGAUCUCUUCAAGUUCCUUCAGGAGUUCCGACGCCCAGCAGGCCCCGCCUCUCUGGGCAAACGGCUCAAGAACAUACCGGUCACACUUCGACUUGAAAUAUCCCCUUGUCCACCGGAUAUCCCGAACGUUUUCACUCCGGAAUUGUUCCCUGUGAUACCGCAAGACCCGAACGUGGCGGGUCUAGUCAAAGAGGUCCUGGAGUUCCCUCCCCGAGCAUCUCUGCGGGCCCACGUGAGCUACCGGAACCUUUUGUUCGUGUAUCCAAAAAGCGUGAAUUUCACGAAUCGUCUCGGAGUCUCUGCUCGCAACAUCGCUUGUCGCAUCCAAAUAAUGUGCGGGGAGGACGAGAUUUGUCACGCUCUGCCCCUGAUAUACGGAAAAUCUUCGUGUCCGCAAAUGUCGACCGAAGCCUUCACGUGCGUCACGUAUCACAAUAAAGUGCCUGAUUUCAACGAUGAGAUAAAAAUCAAACUACCAGCGCGUCUCACCGAUCGGCACCAUCUCCUGUUCACCUUUUACCACAUCUCCUGCCAACAAAGGAAAGAGGGCCUCGGUGCGGGACCACAGAGCCUUGGUCCGAUGGAAACUCCCAUCGGAUAUUCGUGGCUUCCUCUGUGUCCCGCGGAUGCUUCCACGAGUCCAUUCGGUGACCAUUCGAUUCCGAUAAUGGUGGAGAAACCGCCGCCUUCCUAUUCGUUCCUGAAUCCCAACGUCGCCAUUCCAAAUACCAAGUGGUUGGACAGCCACAAACCUCUUUUCGAAAUUUCUAUUCGGAGCGUCUCCUCGGUUUUCCCGCAGGUGAGUGUCGGAUUAUUCUUGUACCCCCAGGACUCACAUCUGGAACAUUUCGUUCAGUUGUGUAAUCAUCUGGAAGCGGGAACUUUAGUUCAAUCGCGGCUCAUAUCGGGUCAGGAUACCUGUGAGCGGGAAGUACGAAACCUGAUACUCGAAGUCGCGAAAGCUUCCUCAGAAGCUCUGAUUAAUUUCCUCCCGAUCGUUCUCGACCACCUGAUCAAGUUGCUGGUCACUCCCCCCGUGGUUUUUGGAAUAACCAUCGACGCAUCAGGAACCGUUUUCGAAGCUUUCUGUGCGGUUGUGUCCACGAUUGCUCAAGCGCUCGAGUUCGAGAACGACCUCCAUCGGCGUUCUCCCCAGCUGGCGAGCUAUCUCCAGUACCAGUGCACCCUCCCGCAUCCACCCGCUGACGUGAAGCUGUCGACUCGGCCGGCUUCGGGAUGCGGUUCGCAGUUGGAUCUGGAGCGCGAUGAGGAAAUUUGCGGAAUUCUGUCUCGAACUGGCUUGUCAUCACCAGCGCAUAUCGGCUCGCGACAAAGUACAGCUCCGAGCGCCGGCACGAAGGUCGAUUGUGGUUUCGAUCAGAGAUCUCGGAAACUCGUCCACGAAGAAGUUAUCAAGUACUGGCUCAACAACCGGUCGUCAACUGAGAAUCCACUCAUGAACCAAAGUUAUCCCACGACGUGGUUCUUCUUCGAUUUGAUCAUCAAGUCGAUGCAGCAGCAUCUCGCGACGACCGGUAAACUGCAAGCGCCGCGGAAGCAAAGAUUCAGUGAGCACUUCCAGGAGGAGAUCACGUGUCUGAUAAGUUCACUGACCGACGAGAUAAUCGCCAAGAGCGGUUCGGAGGGUUCGCCGGUCGACCUGAACGCUCAUCUGGCGUUCUUCGUCCACGAUCUGAUCAGUAUCAUGGAUCGGGGCUUCGUCUUCCAGCUGAUCAAGCUCUACUUCAAAUAUUUCUCGUCCAAGAUCUACGCUCAAGCGGACAUGAUGAACCACAAUCUAUUCUCGUUGCGUUUGGACUUCUUGCGGAUAGUCUGCUCUCACGAACACUACAUUCCGUUGAACCUUCCUCUGGUUCCUCAGUCGAUGACUUCGCCCCCAGUGUCGCCGUCUCCGUCCGUCAACAGCAGCUCGUCCCAGAGCAGCGUAGCUCUACCCACCGAGCUCUCGCACGAAUUCCGCCAGAGCCAUUUCCUCGCUGGAUUGGUCCUAUCCCAGUUGACCACUGCCUUGACGACGGACAACCUACAGCUACAUCGCAAAGCGGUUUACGUGGUACUGAACCUGCUUUCGUGGCACGACUGGGAUCCGCGGUACACGGAAACUGAGAAACGGUCCCGGAUCGUUACUCUGUACCUACCUCUGCUCACGAUAGUCGUGGAUAAUGCUGCGGGUCUAUUCGACUUCGCUAACAAUACGGAGCACCCGAACCAACCGUCAAAAAGCACACUCGAAGUGAUCGCAGGUUCAAGAAUGACGAAAGUGAGGGACGAUCACCUUCGCGAAGACGCCUCGCGACAUCUCCUGUUGUGCUUCUUGUGGGUGCUCAGGAACGCCGACCGUCGAACUUUGAAGCAUUCUCUGGCUGAAUGGCGUCCAGUGAAACUCCAACGGUUCGUGAAUAUCUUAAAGAAAUGCGCCUCAUGCUUCCAGUACAGAGGGCGGAAAAACGUCCACGGCAAGGUGAACCGAGGGAAUAUCAUACGCAAAACGUCAGAUCUCAAGAAUCGUCUCGAAGAGGCAAUCCUAGGACAGGGUUCGGCACGGAGUGAGCUGAUUCGCCGGAAGCUACAGCUCACUGCGUCGCUAGGCUCGAAUCAGAGCAGUUCGUCGGCAAGCUCCGGAUCGAGUAGCCAACAAGCGCAAACUGAGCAACUCCGUUGGCGCAAAGACAUAGUCCGCUAUUCAUCCCCUGACGCCCCCGACGCAACCCGCCAGGAACUAGACGAGCAGAUCCAUCUCGAGGGUAAUUUGGCUUCGGAAGCGACGGCUGUCAUCAUGGACUCGCUGGACGUUAUCGUUCAAGUGGCUCUGCAGGUGGAUACCCUGCAGAGUCUGCUCUCGUCUUGUCUGAAGUUGGUUCUGCACAUCCUCUCUUGCAACCAGUCGGCGCUGGUGCUCCAGAAGGUGUUCGCAGUGCAGAGAUCCCUUGCGACUCGAUUUCCGGAAUUGCUCUUCGACGAAGAGAGCUCCGAACACUGCUCGGAGCUGUGCCUCCUGCUUCUGCGUCACUGCUCGUCUCGGAUGUCGAUGACUCGGUCUCAAGCUGCUGGUUCGCUCUACUUACUGAUGAGGCAAAACUUCGAGAUCGGCAAUAACUUCGCUCGUGUCAAAAUGCAAGUCACCAUGAGCCUCAGCUCUUUGGUCGGUCGGAGAACAUCUUUCAGUGACCGAUGCUUGCGCCGGUCUCUGAAAACGCUCCUGCUCUAUGCGGAGAACGAUACCGAUCUACAGGACACGACAUUCCCCGACCAAGUGAGAGAUUUGGUCUUCAAUCUCCAUAUGAUUCUUUCGGACACUGUGAAAAUGAAGGAGUGUGAAUCUGAUCCGGACAUGCUCAUGGAUCUCAUGUAUCGAAUAGCGAGAGGCUAUCAAAACUCACCCGACCUGCGCUUGACCUGGCUGGCCAACAUGGCGGGCAAACAUCUUGAGCGAUUCAACUACUCUGAAGCAGCUCACUGUCAUUUCCACGGAGCGGCUCUGGUUGCAGAAUAUCUACACAUCAUUGAGCAUAAGAAAUACCUACCUGUCGGUUGCGCAUCCUUCGAGAAUCUAUCCUGGAACGUGCUGGAGGAGAGCGCCGUGUCUGACGACGUCAUUUCUCCCGACGAAGACAUCCGGAGCGCGCACUUCACAGAGCACGGACUCGUUUCACUGCUUGAGCUGGCUGCCCAAAAUUUCAGAGAAGCUCAAGAGUUCGAAUCCGUCAGCCAUAUAUACAAAAUAGCGAUUCCGAUCUUGGAGGCCCACAAGGACUACAAGAAGCUCGAGGAGGUCCAUAAGAAGAUCAGUCAAGGAUAUCAGCUUUUGUCCACUAUGGGCGAGAAGCGUCAUUUUGGCACUUAUUUCCGCGUUGGAUUCUACGGUAGCAAAUUCAACGAAAUGGACGGCGAAGAGUUCAUAUACAAAGAGCGAAGUCUCACCAAGCUGCCAGAGAUCUCCUCCCGACUAGAAACGCUCUAUGCGAGUCGCUUCGGCGAGGAAUUCGUAGAAAUCAUAAAGGAUUCGAACGCUGUCGACACUCGAGUUCUCAACCCCGACAAGAUCUACAUUCAGAUCACAUACGUCGAGCCGUAUUUCGAGCUAUACGAGUUGAAAGACCGUACGUCCUUGUAUGAAAAGAACAACAAAAUCAUGAGAUUCAUGUUUGCCACACCCUUCACUCCCAGUGGACGAGCUCACGGGGAGCUGUGGGAACAGCACAAGCGUAAAACAAUACUCACUACAUGUCACGCAUUCCCCUACAUCAAAACUCGGAUACAGGUUGUCGAGAAGCAACAAAUCGUUUUGACGCCGAUCGAGGUUGCAAUCGAAGACAUCGAACGCAAAAAUCGAGAAUUGAAGAGUGCCGUCGAGCAGGAGCCGUCCGACCUGAAAAUGCUACAGAUGGUUUUGCAAGGUAGCAUCGGAACCCAAGUCAACCAGGGUCCGAUCGAAGUAGCCAACGUCUUCCUGGGGGAUCUCGACGGUCGCAAAACUCCGACGUUCCACCAAAACAGACUGCGGUUGUGUUUCAAAGAAUUUUCGAAACGGAUCGGCGACGCCCUGAAGAAGAAUAGAUCGCUGAUCUCGGUCGAGCAGAAAGACUAUCAGAAAGAAAUGGAGAAGAAUCAUCAGGUUUUCUGCGAAAAAAUUCGACCAAUGACCCAAUACCACGGUCGAUGAUCGAUGACCGAACUCCAAGAUAGCAAACGCUUGGUUGCUUGCUCGUGACUGCACUCAUAGGUAUCCUCGAAGGGUCACACCUCGAACCACGAGCCCAUGAAAUCCUCAAUGCCUGAAUGUACCAACAAGUAUUGUCAGAAGCAGUAUUGCAAACGUCUGGUACCUCGAUCACGAGAACUGCGUAUCGGUUGUGCACCAAAGGGUUCCUACCCAGAUGUAUAAUUUGACUAGAUAUCUCUUAUUUAUUCCGGUACCGAUCCAAUGGAUCAUUCCGCGGAUACUUUAAUG